Molecule: messenger RNA, 3804 nt
Organism: Coturnix japonica (Japanese quail)
Lineage: Eukaryota; Metazoa; Chordata; Aves; Galliformes; Phasianidae
Gene: CIMIP5
Product: ciliary microtubule inner protein 5
Source: RefSeq, a predicted model, not a curated record
AAAGCAAAAUCCCUAAAAAACAGAUUAGCAUUUACUAGGAAGUUGAGGCACGAAGCUAGAAUUCAUCUGGAGCUGAUUCCCAUGACUCAGAAACAAGUCAGUUGAGAAUUGAAGAGGAAAUUUAUACUUUAAAUGGCCUUAUUUUCCUGCAAGGUCACCAACACUUGAGGAAGUGACUUAAUACCACAGAGGCCGUCACAGGCUGACUGUAGGGCUGACAAACUGACAUUUCAGACACUGUUUUGAAAAUUCUCACUAAUAGCUCCUGAAAGUUCAUUAAAAAGAACUUCCCAUAGUUGCUUAAUAUCUUCUGAAGAAAUCUCUGAGUAUUUUAUAUGGACUUUUUAUGAUCUUUGGAUGCUCUUCUUUAAAUCUGAAAAUAAGGAGCUUUAAAAGCACGAUUGCAUUGGAAUAUCUUCUUUCAAACAAAAGCGCUCUGCCCAAACAGUCCAAGGCCUCAACAGCUGCCUGCACUGGGUUUCUGCCCCCUCUCUGGUGAAUAUUCACAAGCCAGCCUGGUUUCCAAUGGAGACAGUAAACACAUCAGGGAAAGCAGCAGCUUUCGGGAGGUUUUGCUUCUGCCACAGAGCUACCACAAAACUCCUCCUGACAAACCAGCAGCAGUCCCACAGCAUGCUCUGCAUUAAAGCACGCUUUGCUGUUCUGCAUGAACAUAAGGUGGUCUCAGCUGUAAGCAGCACGCAUCACCUCCCUAAGCAGAGAGCUUGCUGCUUACAGCUGGAGACUGAUGGAUUUCAGUAACAAGUGUUUCUUACAAAAAUUGUUGUUACCACAGAAACUUGUUCAGCCUUCAUGCAACGAAGCAACGCAGAGCAGUAGGAAAUGAUCAUUAAAUAACAAAGAAGCAAAACGGUGCUGAGCGCUACCCGUCAGAGCUGGUCUGCGUGCUCAUUUUCUUAAAGCAGUCCAAAUCUGCAGCUGAAAGAAAGCGCUGGGGGAGGAGGAGCACUGAAAGCACAACAGCAGGCUUAACCUGCUUCAUUGUCAGUAGCUCUGUUAUGAGUGUCAAAAUGGACACGUUGGAAAAGGGUUCUGGAUUUGGGAGGAAUACCUUGAAUGGUUCUCGGCAUCCAGCAAGCAAAGCUCUGGAGCAAACAGCCUCAGCUCCUCCUCUGUCUCGUGGCAGCAUUUGGCCUGGAAGAGCACACCUGGCUGCUAGGCCCAGGGCAGAGGAGCGGGCAGCACUGCAGCAGGACCAGGUACAGCAGGAUAAGGUCUGGAGAGAGUCUGUGGAGGCUGAACGGAGAGGAAGAAAAAUCUGGUACCAGAACUGGAGUUUCCUAAAGGACUACGACCAAAUGGGUAACAAAAAGGAACAGAAGCCACUGCCAGACUGUACAUCUGUGUUUUCAAACACGGUUCCCAAUUCGACCAACCAGAACAUUGGUAGUAGGAUGAAUACUGAACAUGGCAAGAUGCUGAUAAACAUGGAUUACUUCUUCAGCAGGGGAGCACAAAAGAGGAAACUUGAAGAUGACCUCCAGCUUUCCUAAUGCUUAAAGUAAAGAUACCGGUAACAAAGCAAGUGACAGAGAUCUAGCUAAUAGACUUCUUUCAGACUGAAAAUAGCAGGGAACAAAUUCCUCAUCUUCCCCCUGAUAUCAACAGUACUGUCCUGCGUGGAGCUUUUUCAAGAGCAAAGAUGUAUGUCACCAAGCAAUGCCUAAGAAGACAAUCCUCUUCAGAUUUGAGGUAACUGGGCCAUAUACAGUGAGUCAGGACCACAGAUCCCAUCUAUCUUCCCAUGCGAGGCCAUUGUAACAUUGCUACUAAAGAGAAAGUUUAGAGUCUAAGGGCAGUUUCUUCCUGAAUUUUUACCUCCUGAAAAGAAACAAUUGAUGGAGAUCAGUUCAGAUGAGUUGCACUACAAACAACAUGAUACAACCUCUGAAAGUCAGUGUGAUAAAGUGCAGCAGGUUGUUGUAUUUCAUGUAUUUAGCCAAGGAUUCAUCAGCUUGUCACCUGCGUGUUUAAGCUUGUUCUUAGGAGUAAAGUUGAAGGAAUGUAAGAUGCGUUACAUGCAUUUUCAAGCCUCCCUGCCGAGAAACCUGAGCCAGGCUGAGCCAGGUUAUAUUCUUAUUGUCACCAUUCUUUAAUUUAACAGGGAUGUAGCUCCUAAAAUCUGCAGUUACCCAGGGAAAUCAUAAGGCUAAAUCGACACAAUACUUACAGCCUGUUUACUAAUGCAUCUGGGUGCAAAGCUUGUUUGUGAUCUGUUGUUUUGGAGGAAAAAACAUUAAUCAGCAGAGCAUGGAAAAUGGAAGCCUACACUUUCAACAAAAUAAUAAUAAUCUUGCUGAGCUAAAAUACCUUCUGAUUUCUUCUAAGAGAAGAAAGCUGCAGCAGGAACUGUUUUUAUUUCAAAUGCAUCUAGUGGGAACAUAGCAAGCUCCACGUUUUCUAACCUGCAGAUGGCACUCACUUCCCACCAAGUAACCCAUUGCAAAGGGCACAGCAACAGCAUUGCACAAUACCUUCCUAAUUUCUAAGGGCAUUAAAUAGUUCCAGAUUCUCAACAGUGUUUGCUCUGUGUGAAUCCAGAGAAUCCCUGUCCCAGAGAGGCCCUGCAAAAUGGAUUGCACGGGACAGAGGGUGGUCACAGCACUGCACUUUAUCCUUCUACUCAGUACUGGCACUGCUUCAACUGAAGCGUUUCUUCCAGUUUUGGGCAAAACAUGGAAGGUGCUGCUCUGAAGACGUGGGCACUAACAAGACUUGAGAAGCAAAGACUGUAAACAGAGUACUGGGAAGUUUGGCUAUGAGGAUACAUUAAACAGGUUAUUACAGCUUAACCUGAAAAAAUAAAAAGAGAAUGGGAACUGAGAAAUCUCUACCUUUAAAUGUUAAACACGCACAGCCAUCAGGAAUGACAUAUUUAACAAGGUUUGCCUGUUAGAGUGUGAACUGUGUAACUGAAGCAGUUUUCAUCAGUUAUCAGAUCUUCACUGGAGUUGCCGGAAUCAGAAAACAUGGCUUUUCAAAACAUAUCCAAAAAGGAUUUAAAAAUCACAUCAGUUGGGUCAGACUGGCAUAGACCACACCUCUAAAACCCAGAUCACCUCAUGUUUCAAUGAGCGCACAUUCCUAGCCUUCUUCUGGCUGCCACUUUACAGUGAAAUGCUUUUCACUGCAUCCAGAUGAGCCUUUUUCAAUCAGAGCCCCUCUGAAAUCCAUCCUUAGUGCCUAGUGUGUAGUUAAAGUAAGUUAACACCUACAGCAACCUUCAGAGAACACAGCUGGGAGCUGCUGAGGACUCAACCAAAGCUGCCAUAGAUCCUGUGAGCAGAAAGCAGUAAAGAGGUAUUCUGUAGACACUGUUUUCUUCCCAAGUUUAGCGAUCAUUUUUUCUCUUACCAGAAUUAAUGUCACCAACAAAUCUUUAUUUACAUAAGCAGAGACACUGAGAAGGAAUGGAUGACAGCAGCACUUACAUUUGUAAAUGAUCGGUGGAAACUCCAUUUAUUAAGGAGAUUGUACAGAUACUAAACUGCGCUGUAAGCUUCUUGAGAAGAGUUUUUAUGAUGUAUCACUCGUGCUUCAUGGUUUUAUAAGAGGGUUUUUUUUCUUUCCUUUAGCUGCCAGAUCUCAAAGAAGAGAUUAUCUGUGUUUAGAGAAUCCAUUCUCUGUAUUUCUUUCAGUCAAAGCGCACAAGUGGGUAGGAAUUUGAAUUUAAUUCUGGAGUUAGAUAGAUGGCUUUCUCUUCUAAGGAUUGUUCCCAGUGCCUCCAAGUCUUGUGUGUUCUCAUUUCAAGCUAUUCUCAUAAUAAAAAUGUGUGUAAUUGUU